AUGUAUUGCGCUGUACAUAAAAGUGUACCAAAUAAACACAUACAUGAUCGCUUUUGGUAACAAAAUAAUAUCCAACUUACAUACAUUCCGUGCAGCAGAUAACAAACCGAUACGCAAAGCACAAAUGCGAUCUGCUGUAAAGUGUAAACAGAAGUGUGAAUGUGAUCCUUCCGCGAUUAGUGGUUUUACGACACUCACCGAUGGAUAUCGUACCAGAUUUGAUGCGGAUUUGCUAUCUUUACGUGAUAAAACAUUUUCGCGAACGAUAACUGAUAAUAAAUUAUAUCUACUCCUUCAUUUGGUGAUUACUCCGGCUACUGAGUGGAACAAAAUCAGUUUAUUUACUGUGCCGAGUCAUUUGAGGGAGUUAAGUAACUGAGAUUUAUUGCAUUUAAUUCCAUAUUCUGCUGAGCAACAUGAAUAGUAAGGUAUUGAACGAAGUUUGUGAUAUGCUGGACACCUAUACUGGACGAGACAAGAUUGUACGAACACUUUGCUACACUACGAAACUGGCCUCGGGUUUGUACGCGAACAAUGACCCGGAUCUCGCGAAAAAGCUGGCCACUUUCAGCUCCAAAAUGUCACAAACAAGAGCCACGCUAAGGCUGUUCGAUGAUCUGCCUAUGCUGAGCUAUUCCCUCAGCUAUGGAAUGGGCAGCAAGGAACCAGAUCGAAUCAUGGGCCUAAUCGGCUUCAUCACUAAUUUGAUAGAUCAUGUAUACUACCCCGUGGACAAGAUUUGCUGGAUGAUUGAGUAUAAUUUGCUGAAGGUGGAGAACCCUAGCAAGUGGGACACAAUCAACUCAAUUUUCUGGGUAGCAUCCAUAUAUUUGAACUUGAUGAAAACGAUCCGAAGCUACACGGUGAUGGAGCAACACAAAUCACACAUAGACAAAUCGGAGAAUGGAUCCAGCCAAGCAUUCCAUAUGCUGCUCAUGAAGCAGCGCAUGGAGUUUAUCUCGAUUGUCCGACUAACGUUGGAUCUCGUACAUGCUGGAAGCACGCUACCAAAGGGCAUGCUCUGGGGAGGUCGAUUCGAAUCGUGGCACGUAGGUCUCAUCGGGACGGUUUCGUCGUUCAUCGGACUUUACCAGUACUUCGCAAAAAAACGGAUCAUUAGUAAAAGUUCCUAGUUUAGGACAGACGUCGAUUGACGUCCGAGUUUCAUGGAAUUUUCACACCAGGUUUUGUUAUAUAGAUAACUACAAUUUAGAGCUAGGCUACGUAAAGUUAAUUUGUAUAUUUGUGUCUGGAUUGCAACGGAAUGCGAUUAUGUCAUGAAAUCUAUAUGAGAUUGAUUUUUGGAGGAAAACUUAUGUGUUGAAAGCAGAAAUGUAGGGAAGAAAAAAUAUUUUUGAACCAUGGUUGAGGGGAAAAUAGUGUCGGAAAUAACUGUAAAUAAAAAAAAAUGAAUAAAUAAACU
Toxorhynchites rutilus septentrionalis is the source of this 1423-nucleotide messenger RNA. It is a transcript of the gene Pex11c, whose product is annotated as peroxisomal membrane protein 11C. The transcript has 5 exons. Bases 417 to 1133 code for a protein of 238 amino acids. Gene Ontology annotation, biological process: peroxisome fission. Gene Ontology annotation, cellular component: peroxisomal membrane. NCBI's taxonomy places the organism in Eukaryota, Metazoa, Arthropoda, Insecta, Diptera, Culicidae. The record is from RefSeq and is a predicted model, not a curated record.